GGCUCGAGCUUCGAGAUCGAGAUCGAGACCGAGACCGAGACCGAGACCGAGACCGAAGCAACGAGAGGAGCGGAGGAAACGCGGGGCUCCACCACCGACCGGUCUCCGCGCCGUCAAGGGUGCAAGGAGGACGAUCAGAAUGUCGCGAUACCUGGGAACGAGCGCGGCGUACGAGGGUGCCGCGUCCCGCGACUCCGAGGCUAGCCGAGGAUAAACACAGAAAACCCCACUCUCUAACCGAUCGUUUCCCACCGACAGAUCCGGAAGUGUGACUUUCGAUUCGUGGGAUGUCGCGGAGUGACCACGGAACCCGUCGAUCGCGGAGCAUGGAGCCGCGCGACAAUGUUUGACUCCGCGGCGACGAUCGUAGUGUCAGUGCCAGUAGACGCGAGAAGAGGUUCGCGGGAGCCGGCAGUAUUUUUCACUCCAAAGACGAGGACCAAACGCGCAACCAAAUAACUCUAGGACAACGGGGGAAUAUUCGCGGAUCCAAGAAAGCCAGGGAGGAGGAGACCGCCGGGGCCGCGGAGACGCGAGCCAAGAAAGACAAGGCCGGAGGAACACGGAGGAAGGAAAAUCGCACGGUCGGUCGACGAACCGUUCGAUCGUCAUCUAGGAUAUUGUGUCCCGGGGUAGUUUUCGGAGCAACCCCUCGAAGCGGCGAAACUGGAAGCUCUCGAAUCGUGUACGGAACGUCAAAGCAGAAGCGCCGGUGCCCGGGGCGAGGAGGAGUCCUCGACGCGUGCCAGGCUGCUGAUCACAGGCACCGCGCCGGAGACGAGAGACGAGAGACGAAGCGUAGGAGAGAGGGAUUCGGAAAAAAACCGUACAGAAACACAGAGAGAAAGAAAGAGAGCUACGCGCCGAGAGAGGCACCGUCUCUCGAGCGAGGGGUCCUUCCGUUCGGGUGCUAGGGGUGUGCAGCCCUGGACGAGGGGUCGCACUCGACUCUUUUAAAGUGGGCAAACCGCGCAAAGAAUAAGCGAGACGUCCUCGGGGCGAUGACAGGAUGCCUCCUUCUCGAUCAGGACGUGUCUACGAAGGACCGCCGUCUAGGAUCGCGACUAGAAUCGGACCCACCAUCGCCCUGUUGCUCAUCCUUCUCGAGAAUCGUCGCGCGACCUGUUUAAUGAGCAACUCCGUGGACGAUUGGGUGAGCGGGAAUGCCGUGGUCUGCAACGGUAUUCCUGGCCUGACAAAGGAGCAACGCGAGCUAUGCCACAGAAAUCCGGACGUGACGGUGGCCGCGAUCAAAGGUUUGCAGAUGGCUAUAUCCGAGUGCCAGCACCAGUUCAUGUGGCACAGGUGGAACUGCUCGUCCCUGACGCCCAGCAGCAGGACCCAGCAAAGCAGCGUUCUCCUGCAGAGAGGUUACAGGGAGACCGCGUUCGCUUUCGCGAUUUCGGCGGCGGGGGUGGCGCACAGCGUGGCCCGAGCGUGCAGCAUGGGCGGGCUGCUCUCCUGCGGAUGCGACCCGUCGAGCUACAAGGGUAAGCCGCCUGCCAAGGCCAGGGGCACCCAAUGGAAGUGGGGCGGUUGCUCUCACAACCUCGACUACGGCAUGGAGUUCUCGAGACAGUUCCUAGACACGCGCGAGAGGGCCGGGGACAUACAGUCGACGGUCAAUCUCCACAACAAUCAAGCCGGCCGUUUGGCGGUGGCGAGCAACAUGCAGGUGCGCUGCAAGUGCCACGGUAUGUCGGGUUCCUGCGAGCUCAAGACCUGCUGGAAGGUGGCGCCGGACUUCCGGUUGGUCGGGAAGACGCUGAAGGACCGUUUCCGGAACGCCGUGCUGGUCGCGCAGAGCAACCUGGGCAGCGUGACUCCGUUGACCAGAGUCAGGGGGUCCAGAAGAAGGAGGCCCGACAGACAGAGGCAGAGGAAGCACCGGGGCGGCGGCGGCGGCGGCGGCGGCGCCGGCGGAAACGGCCGCAAGAGGAGGCCCAGGGACCUGGCCAAGCAGUUGUUCUACUACCAAAAAUCGCCAAACUUCUGCGAGAAGGAGCCCACGGCGGACAUACCCGGCACCGCGGGUCGCAAGUGCAACAAGACCAGCAACGGCGGCGACGGAUGCGGCAGCCUGUGCUGCGGACGCGGCUACAACGUCGUCAGGCAACGCCGCGUCGAGCUCUGCAGAUGCAAGUUCCAAUGGUGCUGCGUCGUGCGAUGCCAGAACUGCACCGUCGAGGAAUGGAUCACCGUCUGCAAGUGAACCGAAAGAUUAGUUUCGUUUCUAAAUAGGGACGACGCGUAACCCGAAACGAGGAUAACGGCGGCACCGUUUUGUCGCGGGUGUAGUGCAUUCGAUCACGGACGAUACAUCGAUAUUCGAUUCAUCGGGUCUGUUCGAUCGGCCGAGAUACGCUCGGCAUCGGGACUAAAUCGGAUCGACGACGAACGGCGACGCGAGCAACAAGAAACUCGAGUGGGGCACGCCGGUGCGGCGAGAGACGACACCGGACGUAAUUCUUGUUUACCGCGCGGGUAAUAUAAUUUAAUCCGUAGGAUAAGCGAACCUAUAAUUUAUUUAUAACGUUGCUCUAUUUAAUUAGCGAAUAAUUUGAAUAUCCACACCAACUGUAACACCUCCGCCACAGUAUUAUUAGACGAAGCAGAGUGCGCAAGUCUCGAGAUUGCGAAUGGAUGCGAUCGAUUGUAUACAAUUCAAUAAUGCGCGUACAAUAAAGAGUUCCUUCGACCGACAACAA
Molecule: messenger RNA, 2708 nt
Organism: Megalopta genalis
Lineage: Eukaryota; Metazoa; Arthropoda; Insecta; Hymenoptera; Halictidae
Gene: Wnt10
Product: Wnt oncogene analog 10
Biological process (GO): neuron differentiation; multicellular organism development; canonical Wnt signaling pathway
Cellular component (GO): extracellular region
Molecular function (GO): cytokine activity; frizzled binding
Source: RefSeq, a predicted model, not a curated record